Suillus paluster is the source of this 719-nucleotide messenger RNA. RefSeq lists its product as uncharacterized. The transcript has 5 exons. Lineage: Eukaryota; Fungi; Basidiomycota; Agaricomycetes; Boletales; Suillaceae. Bases 81 to 566 code for a protein of 161 amino acids. The record is from RefSeq and is a predicted model, not a curated record.
GAGUUCAUGUCAUUGGACAUGUAGGGCAGUCAUGAUCACUGGUCUCAUCAUCCACUCAAACCAGCUCGCAUAUUUUUUCAAUGGCUGGCUAUCCUGCAGAAGGUGUCGAUUUUUUUAUUACCAGGCCCGGGGUAGUAGGGUCUACAUUGCGCGUCACUGUCCGUGGAGGCGCAGGUGCUGUUUUCGCACUCCCCAUCCAAGUCGAUCCUGAGAUAGUUGAUCCUACGAUCACCCACACGACGUGGACCGUGAGAUAUGACGACGGCGGCGACGACGACCCCCAGAGACAGUGCGUCAUCACCACAUCCGAUGAUCAAAUAUCACUGGGGAAUACAUUCCGCGUGAAUGAUGGGGUUGUUUAUGGAGGUUAUGUCAAGUGCUUUGACUCCGACCCUGCCCAAGACCAAGUCUGGACUAUCAGACCAGCCGCAGGGGGUUACACUAUCGGCAGGCAGCAAAAUGGUGUAGGCCCCGAGUUCACGUGGAACUUCGUCGUAGGAGACAGGGUCGGGGUCAGCAUAGAUGCUGCACCCCAAGCGUGGCAAUUCGUGCCGGUCGAAGAAUAAGCAUUGGGAUACAGAGUCGUGUCGUGUAUUCACUUAGUUUCUUGAGAUCAUGUAGUUUUCCAAACGUUCAAUGUUGUACGAUAGGUCUAUGCAAAUGCUGGCGGUGCUGAAUUGUUCAGUCGCUUCCCAAUAAAAAAGACAUGGUCACUUGGU